AUGGCCAAAGGUAGGAAAUUAACCACCAGCCGGAACGAGCGCUUUCUGGGCAGCUUUGGUCGGGGUCCGGAGCAACGUGCCGUCGCCGGUGACGGCUCUCCGGAUCUCGGCGAGGACGAGGUGUGGUCGAUGAUCGACGCGGCGUCGGUCGGCGGCGACACCCACUCCCCCGCUAGAGAGUGGAGUUCACGCGCCUCCGCGGAUGGCGGCGGGGGCUUCGUCGGGUACGGCAUGGGCCGCCCGCCUGCGGCGGCACCCGACCGCCGGCGUCGCCGCCAGGCAGGGGGGCUCUCUCUGGCCUUCGACGACUCCGGCGACAAGGGGUCGCUGCCGAUGAUCGUGCACCAGUUCCGGGCGCCUGAAGGGACGGCGGACUCGCCGCGCGGGUGGCACAUGGCGACGUCGGCGCCGGUGAACGUGCCCGACUGGUCAAAGAUAUACCGGGUCGACUCGGUCGAGUCGCUGCACGACUCGGACGACGGGCUGAAUGACGACUCGGAGAUCGUGCCACCACACGAGUACCUGGCGCGUAGAAGGAAAAUGGCGGCCAACUCGGUGUUCGAGGGCGUGGGCCGGACGCUCAAAGGGCGGGACAUGAGUCGGGUUCGGGAUGCUGUCUGGAGCCAAACCGGGUUUUAUGGGUAA
Striga asiatica is the source of this 645-nucleotide messenger RNA. The record is from the annotation of a GenBank genome assembly. NCBI's taxonomy places the organism in Eukaryota, Viridiplantae, Streptophyta, Magnoliopsida, Lamiales, Orobanchaceae.